AUGCACAAUCGCAUGCUGGAGAUAAGGCUCUUCCAUCAGUAUAUGACCUCGACCUGCCAGACCUUGUCCCAGGACGGGCUCUCUGCGUAUCAUAUGUCUAUCACCAUACCCCGGAUGGCUACCUCUUACCCCUAUCUACUAGACUGCAUCCUCGCAUUGUCUGCGUUGCACCUGGCCACUAUCGAAGAGGAUAACCGCCUCCUAUGGUUGGAUGCCGCUGUGCGCUAUCAAAGCUCAGCAUGCUCUGGAAUGAGCAAAAUACUCCCAGAUAUCUCACCUCAACAUUACGAACCGGCGUUCGUGUGCUCUGUCCUCAUUUUUCUAUUCGCGACAGGGUUUCCUGGAAUGUCGCCAAACAGCAACCGUCCCAGUGACCCGCUUAGUGAGGUUCUUGAAGGGCGUAGUCUUAUCGCGGGCUCUGCCAUGCUCUUCACGCGGUUCUAUGAGAUUGGUGUGCACGCAGAACUAAAUGGCUGGCUUUGUCCUCCCGACACGGAAGAGAAUCUAGCACAUAAAGAGGAGAACAGGAGCAUUAUGAGGUCACUCGAGAAUGUCCGAAUCAUAAUUGAGGCGAACCAGUCCCCCCAAAAGGAGCUUUAUAAAGACAUGUGGCAGCUUUUGCAUCAUGCCGUCCAACCAUGGCCCAAACUCGGUCCACAAGGAGGAGUGUUUGCAUGGCCCUUUUUUGUCCCAGAAGAAUGUAUUUCGCUGCUGCAAGGUGGCGACUGGGUUGCCCGUAUAAUAUUCCUGCAUUAUAGUGUGUCCAUGCGUCUGAUGUGUCACCGAUGGUAUGUUCGUGACCGGGGACGCAGGAUGGUUCUUGCGACAUUGGAGCCAUUGAAAGAGAUUCCCCCUGAAUGGACGGAGACUAUUUCGUGGAUGAAAGAGGCGCUUGGAAUUGAUACAUAG
Molecule: messenger RNA, 909 nt
Organism: Penicillium canariense
Lineage: Eukaryota; Fungi; Ascomycota; Eurotiomycetes; Eurotiales; Aspergillaceae
Exons: 2
Coding region: 1-909 (302 amino acids)
Biological process (GO): regulation of transcription by RNA polymerase II
Molecular function (GO): DNA-binding transcription activator activity, RNA polymerase II-specific
Source: RefSeq, a predicted model, not a curated record